This is a messenger RNA of Octopus bimaculoides (California two-spot octopus), 1211 nucleotides long. Its product is annotated as phosphoserine phosphatase. The record is from RefSeq and is a predicted model, not a curated record. Gene Ontology annotation, biological process: dephosphorylation; L-serine biosynthetic process. Gene Ontology annotation, cellular component: cytoplasm. NCBI's taxonomy places the organism in Eukaryota, Metazoa, Mollusca, Cephalopoda, Octopoda, Octopodidae. Gene Ontology annotation, molecular function: L-phosphoserine phosphatase activity; magnesium ion binding.
GAGAAUUCGGCACUGUCAUGGUAUUAGCUGUCAGAAGUGAAAGUAGAAAAAUCUGACAAGGAACGUUACUGCUGGUUUGAGUUGAUUCUUUGGCUACUGACAGCUAAUACCAUGACUGGCCGGAGCGAGCUAUCUGUCUGUCUGUCUGUCUGUCUCUCUCUCUCUAUCUAUCUAAUACUCGAAAGUUAUUGGAACAAAUUUGACACCUAUAUCCAUGCGUUUGAAAACACACAGAGUGGUCCCGAACGCGCAGUCGCGCGUCCGCGCUAGCUAGUCGUCACGAUGGGUUCCAAUGAUGAAUUAGUGAAAUUGUGGCUUUCUGCUGAUGCUGUUUGUUUUGAUGUUGAUUCCACUCUUUGCAAAGAAGAAGCAAUUGAUGAACUUGCAAAGUUCUGUAGAGUUGGUGAAGAAAUUAGAAAAUGUACCAUUGAAGCAAUGAAUGGUAAUAUUAGCUUCCAAGAUGCAUUAAGAACCAGGUUAAAUAUUAUUAAACCAAGUAAAAAUAUUCUUAAACAGUUUCUAGAAACUCAUCCACCAAAAUUAACCGAUGGAGUCAAAGACCUGAUACUUAUACUACAGGAAAAAAACAUUGAUGUCUAUCUUAUUUCGGGAGGAUUCCGUACCAUCAUUGAGACUGUUGCCAAAGAAGUGAACAUUCCAAAAGAUCAUAUAUUUGCAAACAGGUUGCAGUUUGAUCAAGAUGGUAAUUAUGUUAGUUUUGAUAAAGCAGAGCUCACUGCCAAGAGUGGUGGUAAAGGACAAGUAAUUCAACUUUUGAAAGAUAAGCAUAAUUAUAGCAAUUUAAUUAUGAUCGGUGAUGGUGCAACUGACAUGGAAGCUUGUCCUCCUGCUGAUGCUUUUAUUGGUUUUGGAGGUAAUGUUGUGAGGAAGAAAGUGAAGGAAGAAGCAAAAUGGUUUGUGAUGUCUUUUACAGAAUUAAUUAAUCUAUUUUAAAAUGGUUCCAAUAAUGUGGAGUUGUAAAAAAAGCUGCAAGUGACUGACAUAUUGAAGUGCCAGCCUAUGAUUUAAUAACAAGAUUGUAAAUCCUCAGUCUUCAGAUGGUGGUUUGAAACCCUAACUACAUAUUUACAUGAGACUAUCUGAGAGCUUUUUUAACAAAGUCCAAUAAGUAAGAAUCUAUUCUCACCAGAAACCCUUGGAAUGAGAUAAAACCCUGCCACAUAUCAUUAAAAAUAAGAUUCAACACACAA